GAGAUAAUUUAUGAAACUCCUUCCUAUUCUCGAACCAGACCUAUUUUCUGUUGACGGAAGAUCGCGGUUAUUUUUAAAAAUAUGAAACCCCAACACUAUAUUGGAUAUACUUAACAAUUAAAGCAAUCAUGAGUGAACGUUUAUCAAACCGUUCUGCAAAAUCCUCACGGUUUUCAAAACGGAUGGUUGCUAAAAGAGAAUUUAAGUUUACUUCUCCUACUAAGAAAACAUCUCCGAAUAAGAGAAAAGCACAAAAUGUUGACCCAAAAGCAGAGAACUCUGCACAGAAAUCUAAUGAGAAUGUUUUUGACUUACCACCUCCAAUUUGGGCUUCUAGCCCAAGAGACACGCCUUACGGUAAAUCUAAAUCAAAAGUGCAGAAAAAAUACCUGGAGAUUUCUUGCAUUGAGCCUGUGUCAGUAAGAACAGCAAAGAAUUUAAAACGCAUUGAAGAAUCACAUUUUGCACCAAUAGCUACACCAAAGCAAAACAUUACCAAAAGCAGUGCAAAAAUAAAAAGACCAUUGCUGACAAAAUGGAAACAAAAUAAAACCACCUCUAUUGCUAGUAUUCAUCAUUUACAAAAUUCUGGGAAGGAAGUUAUCAAAAAUAAAAAUAGAUCUAAGAAUAGAAUUGCAAAGUCAUAUCAAGAGACUAACAUCAGUCAUCACAGUAAUAAAUCACUCCACAAAGAGAAUAAGUCAAAGCAAUUGUCUAAAAAAGAGAAAUUAAAAGUCUCGGAUCAAACACUCACAGCUUCAAAAAGUCAGCAGGCAAAGAUUCAAUCAACAAGUUCUAGAAAUACUCGCAGGUCCCCUUCAGUUCUUUCUGAACAAACUUCCGUACGAGAUACUGUAAGUGAGAAAGGCAGUGUUAAAAGAAAAUUACAAAAAUCGAGAAGUUCUGAAGAUUACUUAUCUAAUCCUCCCAAAUCCAGUAAAUUACAGACAAAUAGAGAACAAUCUGUAGAAGCUGCAUAUUCCCAAUCUUCUAGUAAUUACUCUAGAAGCACUAACAAAACAAAAUCCAGUAAAGCUAAUAGCAAAAGACAGAAAAGUAAUAUUACUCCAUCUCGUAAUAAUUCGGGUGCUAAACCCAAACAACAAUCUGGUUCGAGGCUUGGUCAAAGAAGUCAUAGCCUACCAAAAGAUGAUUCGUCUUCACCAAAUGUUACUCGUACUAAACAAUCUCCAAGUAAAAAGAAAAUUUCAUCUAGAGACUCUGAACACUCAACUGAUCAGAAGAAAGUUAAUGUUUCUAAAGGACAAAAUGUUUCUGUUAGUCAUGUUUCAAGAGAGUCUGCAAGUAAAAGCUCAAAGAAAAAUUUAUCACGCAAAUCAUCCCUUACAGUAUUUAAUUUGAGUAGUGACGAAGAAGUGGAGAAGAUAGUCAAGAAAAAAAACAUUUCUAAUAUCCAAGGAAAGAAGCCUAAGAGAAGAUCUACAGAAAGCUCUGCAUCUGGCAAGAAAAAAUCUAAUUCUAAAAAUAAGAUUUCUUCUAGUUCCCCGAAGAAGUCUAAUCAAUCAAAAGAUCAUUCCAGUAGUAAACUGAAUCCUGGGAAAUAUGCUAAUAUUUUGUCAUAUCUUAGUACUCAAAAUAAACAGCAGACAUCAAAUAGAACUGAUAAAACAUUUGAAUCUAUUGCUGCUGGUACCUCGCAUGGACUACAUGAACAAAAGGAUAAGAAAGAUGCAGAAAAACAAUUUAGUUAUAGUAUUUCUGAAUUAUCAUCUCUUCAUAUUAGCCAUAUUACUAGUUCCUCUGAAAAUGAGGAUGACUCAAAACUGAAUGAGGUUAAUAAGUGUUUGGAGUAUAUAAUGUUUCCUGGGGAGAGUGAUAACAAUAUCUCGCUUAAUAAUCCUAAACCAAUUAAACUGAAUGUACUUAAAAAUAAUAACUCCACGAAACGCACUGCCAAAAGUCUGUCAGAACUUGAUGUUAUAUUAGAUGUUGUGGAUCACUCCAUUGAAAUGGUGUUGGGACAAAUCACUGAUGUCGAUAAGAAGUUGGUAGUUUCAAGAAUGAGAAAUUUUGUGAAAGAGAAGAUUUCCACUGAUAUAAAAAGGCAACUUCAGUUUAUUCAGCUUCAGAACAUUUUAUAUCAAAAGUCUCUUCAAAUACAAAGACAACAGGAGAAAUAUUUUCAACUUAAAGUAGCUAACAACAGACUCAACAGUGAACUGAAUGAGGCAACCAAAACCCAAGUAGAAGAUCCAGCUGAGAUGUUCACUGAAUUUUGUAAAAAAUUUUCUGAAUUUAAAAAGUCAUCAAAUCAAAUGGAAUGAAACAUUUCUAUGUGAAUACAUAUUCUUCAUUCCAUGAAAUCACUGACAUAUAUAUCACACACAUUCUCUGUCUCUGUCUCUCUCUUGUAAGUAAUUCACCAUGGAGUCUUUCAACAGUGUAAAGGUCAAUUUAUUUUCCUAGUUCAUUGAUUAACAAAAAGACUUAAGAAAAUUUCAGUCAUUUUCUUGACACUGUUUCUUAAGUUCACUCAUUUCAUUAAUGCAUUAUGUAUUGGGUCAUUCCAUAAAGAAUGCGAUUUUUUUAAUACUUCUUUUAAUUUUUCAAAAUUAAAAUAAACAAAGUUCUUUUUUAAUCUAAAUAUCCUCUCUUUCAUCUUCUACAAUGCUCUU
Octopus sinensis (East Asian common octopus) is the source of this 2636-nucleotide messenger RNA. Its product is annotated as claspin-like. The transcript is spliced from 10 exons. The coding region runs from base 129 to 2285 and encodes 718 amino acids. The record is from RefSeq and is a predicted model, not a curated record. Lineage: Eukaryota; Metazoa; Mollusca; Cephalopoda; Octopoda; Octopodidae.